This is a messenger RNA of Carassius auratus (goldfish), 1189 nucleotides long. Its product is annotated as gastrula zinc finger protein XlCGF52.1-like. The transcript is spliced from 2 exons. Gene Ontology annotation, molecular function: DNA-binding transcription repressor activity, RNA polymerase II-specific; RNA polymerase II cis-regulatory region sequence-specific DNA binding. The record is from RefSeq and is a predicted model, not a curated record. Gene Ontology annotation, cellular component: nucleoplasm. The coding region runs from base 29 to 1018 and encodes 329 amino acids. NCBI's taxonomy places the organism in Eukaryota, Metazoa, Chordata, Actinopteri, Cypriniformes, Cyprinidae. Gene Ontology annotation, biological process: negative regulation of transcription by RNA polymerase II; regulation of immune system process; regulation of cytokine production.
GAUUGAAGAAAACGAGGAGCAUGAAGAAAUGAAUAAAGAGGAGCAGAAGCAACAUGUCAAAACUGGAGAAAACUCUUUGAGUCGCUCUCAAACAAAACAGAAAGAUUUAAAGAAGAGAAGAGACAAGAAAUCUUUCACCUGCACUCAGUGUGGAAAGAGUUUGAGAAGCAAACAUGGUCUUGAGAUGCACACGAGGAUCCACACUGGAGAGAAACCAUACAGAUGUGAUCAGUGCGGGAAGAGCUUCAGACAAUCAUCAAACCUUAAGAGACACAUGAACAUCCACACUGGAGAGAAACUUUAUAAUUGUGAUCAAUGUGGCAAAACAUUUUUGACGGCUUCAAACCUGAACAGUCACCUGAAUGUUCAUUCAAAGGAGAAACCACAUUCAUGUUUAUGUGGAAAGAGGUUUUCACAUCUGAAGGGUUUAAAAGUCCAUCAGAAGAUACACACUGGUGUGAAAGAAUAUAUGUGUUUUGAGUGUGAGAAGACUUUUAUUACAACUGCAGAAUUGAAGCAGCACCAGAGGAUCCACACCGGAGAGAAACCUUACAAGUGUUCACACUGUGACAAGAGAUUCAGUCAUUUAGGAUAUCUGAAAUCACAUGAGAGGAUCCACACUGGAGAGAAACCUUACAAGUGUUCACACUGUGACAAGAGAUUCGGUCAUUUAGGAACCCUGAAAACACAUGAGAGGAUCCACACUGGAGAGAAACCUUACAAGUGUUCACACUGUAACAAGAGAUUCGGUCAUUUAGGAACCCUGAAAACACAUGAGAGGAUCCACACUGGAGAGAAACCUUACAAGUGUUCACACUGUGACAAGAGAUUCCGUCGGUUAGGACAUCUGAAAAGACACGAGAGGAUCCACACUGGAGAGAAACCGUAUCACUGCACUGUAUGUGGGAAGAGUUUCCGUAAUUCAUAUUCUCUACUUAAGCAUAACAAAGAACAUUCACAGUCAGUAGUAGGGGAUACACAGACUAAUCGACUACUCGACAUCAAUGCUCUGCCAUGAUGCUUUAAGCUUGAUGUUGAUUAGUCGCUGGUCCUAUAGAUGGCACAACAGGAUAAUAAACCUUUGAAGGACUUCCACAUUUAUGCUCUGUUUCCAAACAGUUCCAUCAAUAUAUUGUAGCAUUGCAGCUGAUCCUCCUUUGCUUCUCUUGUAAAGAGGGAUGUAGACCAG